AAAGGAGGGUAAAUUUCACCUUGCCUAUACAGGAAAGGAGGGAAUGGGCCGUUCACUCGAUUGAAUCGUAAUUUGUGUGGAGAAGGAAAGGAGGGGAGGGGCGAAAUCUUCGUCGCGUUUGCCCCCACCGUACCGCUACCCAUCGUCGGAGACGCGAACUGCGAUCCCCGGGUUCUAGCCUUCACCGUCGGUCCCUGUGCUCGGCCUCGCUGUCGCGUGCUCGGUGCUGGCACCUUCACCUUCUUGCGGAGGCUGAUCUUUUCGCUUCCUUCCGUGAGCUCGCCUGUAUCCUGUAUGACACUAAGCUUCCUUCACCCCCUUUAUUGUGCUCGCCUGCCGUCGCGGAGAGAACAAGGAUAGCCGUUAGGAUUCAGUGCCGUCGUCGCGCUAUGUUCCCUCGGAGCAGAAAUUGGUGAAGCAAACAGCGCCUAAGUCGUCGUUUCUUUUCUUUCGCAUACUACCCAUCCGCCAGCCCAUCCGGCGCCGAUGGCUGCUCCUUCGGAAACUACUCUUUUCACCAUUCGCAUUGUCUCUCUUGACUACUACAUGGCGGCUCCGAUCCCUGGCUUCGACAUCUGCUACAGUUCCCUUGAUGACUGAUAUGUUAGGGCGGAGUGUGAAGGAAGUUCCUGUCAUUCGGAUUUUCGGACCUACGCCGGCUGGACAGAAAGCUUGUCUCCACAUUCAUGGGGUUUUGCCAUUUUUUUAUAUACCUUUUCCUGAUGAGCUUCUUCAAAGUUCUAAAGAAGGUGACCAGUAUAUGAAGGCUUUAAUGACUGCUUUGGAGAAGGCUCUGAAUCAAAAUGUUUCUACAACCAAAAGAAGUGUUCAUGGAUAUAGCCUUGUUCGGGCAAAGAAGAUUUAUGGAUUUCAUCCAUUGGAGGAUCUUUUUAUAAAGAUAUACUUAUAUCAUCCACAUGAUGUUGUUCGUGCUGCCAAUAUACUUUUGGAUGGUGCUGUUCUUGGUAGGAACUUUCAACCUUAUGAAUCUCAUAUUCCGUAUCUUUUACAUUUUUUGGUUGACUAUAACUUGUAUGGAAUGAGCCAUGUACACAGUUCGAAGAUAAAGUUCCGCCCUCCACUACCAGAUAGCUUUGUAGGGAAGAUGGCUAAUUGGAAAAAGAAUGACCUUGAAGUAAUCACAGACAAAAUUGGUGUAGGUAAGGACGCAGUUAGGGAGUCAGCAAUAUGGGUUUCUUCUAUGGUUUCAAGUUCUUUGCUGUGGCCGGAUUCAGUUGCAUUUCAAUGUUCCAUCGAGAAGCUGUCUACUAUGCCUAGACGUCAGAGCAUAUGUGAGCUUGAGGGAGACUCAGUUGUAGACGAUAUUUUAAAUGAGAAAAAUAAGAUAUUUACAUCUUUCUCCCAGUCCAAGUGUGAGGUUAAAAUGGUGCAAUCACUCGUAUCAAUCUGGGAGGAGUUUGAAAGGUAUGGAGUUCAGGAAAUGACAAAGCCACUAGAACUAACUCAACCUCAUCCUGAAUAUGUACUUGAAAAGUUUGUACAAGGGCUGCAGUAUGAUAAUCUGCUCUCUAGCUCCCUUGCAGCAAUGUAUCAAUCGUUUCCAGAAAAUGCUCCAUCUGAAGAUGGUAAAAAAUUAAAGAUGCACAUUGAAUCACAAACUAGAACUGAUGUCUCUUGUAGAUUUAAGCAAUGUCAAAUGAGAAGCACUAUUUUGGGGGAGUCUAUGGAUAAUCAUGAAGGUAAUAACACUUCUAAUAUGCCUCAUUGUCUUCCCUCCGAUGACAAAGAAGAUACGCUGCUACGAGUGAAAGUAUCUGAUGCUCAUGAACUAAGAACUAGCAAAAAGAUCUCAUCAAACUCAUCUAGCUCUGAAGAAGAGAGCUUAAGUACUGAAGCUAUUAGGCUUUUAAGCUGGCUAGCAUCAUCACAAUUGGAAGAAGACUUGGAUAUUGAUGACGAAUUAGUUCAGGAUUCUGUCCUCAGUCUUUUGUUUUCUGUAAAAUCCUUCAAAAGGGCUUUAGAGAUUGCCAAUUUGGACUAUGAGCAUGCUUCUCAGCAGGAGUGCCAGGACAUUCUUGAUUCUGUUGAACAAAAAUUGCUGCCUGAUGUGGAUAAGGAACAUGUCUCACAUACAGCAUAUCAUGAGCAAAUGAUCACUACUUCCUCAGGUAAUCCCAUUGUCCAAGCUGAUGGAUCAUGGGAUGAUAGCUUUAGUGUCUCUAGACACAAUAAUGAGAUGAGUUCCAGUACUAGUAAAUUGAGAUCAUCUGCAGAUGCUGGUGUUUCUUUUAUGCAGACGAACAUCAGUUUGAGCAAGAACACUAAUAUGCAGGGUCAAUUACCUUUUUUAUCUAGUCAAAAGGAGCAUGAAUUUGAUGAGCUAUAUUCUUUUCCUGAUGACUCAAUUAAAAGUGAUGAAUCUAGCAUCUUAUAUAGAAGUAAAGGGGAUAAUAAAAUUGAUCAUUCAAGCACAGACUCAGAUACUUCUAGUAAGAAGCUGCAAAAGAAACUGGGCUCUUGUUCUGUUAGGGACUUAAUGAGGUGGAAACGUAGCUCCAGGGCAGAGUUUACGGAACCUGAAAGGAGUUCAAUAGAGUGUUCUUUUGAGGCUAACAAUGAUAAAAGCAAAAGAUUCUGUUUGGAAGGUUCACCUUGUGUAGAACCUAUCAUGUCAAAUGUUAAAUCAUCUUGUGUUGGUCAAGAGAAUUCCAAAAACUCUGCAAAUUGCAUGCUGAGGCACUCGACAUCACACAUUGAUGAUCAUGUAGUUUUCGAUGAUGACAUCCAGGACAUGAGUAAAUAUGAUGUUCGGAAUGUUAGGGACAUUUUUCACGAUGCACAUGCUAGUAGUGACAUGAUGCAAAGAAAAAAAUAUAACGGUACUGGAAGUAGCACAUGGAUCCCUAAAAAAAGAAUGCUUACAACUUCUGAGUUGGAGAAAAAUGAUAAUGACUUCAUUGAGAUGAGGUAUAACCAGAAUCCACCUUCUAAAGAUCAACUAAUGGAUUCUUUGGUGGUAUCUACAAAUGCUACCAGGCUUGAGGAUCAAGCAGAUGCUCAUAAAGAGUUACUUGCCAUAGAUUCUUGUUCCAUGAUUGCUGAUUUGCAAGGAACAGAAAAAUUACUCCCUUUUUUUAGAAGGGAUUUUGAGCAUAGGAAAUCAUAUCAGUCUCCAUCUGGUGUGGAAGGCAGUGAGUUUCAUGAAGAAUUUGCAUUUGGUGUUCCCACCCACUUCAAGAAUGAUGGUUCUCUUCUCUACUUGCUUAGUCAUGCAAUUUCACCUCCAUCUGUUGAGUCUGUUUGCCAAUGGCUUUUGGAAUUGGAGAAAAGAAGAUAUUCAAACAAUACCUAUGGUAGUUCUAUGGCAUUCCUCCCACAAACAUUGCGAGAUCAUUCUUUGAAGUUGCAGAGUAGUUCUAAGGAUGCUAGCAAAGAGAUAGGUCGCCUUCAUGGAAUAAGCAAGGAUCAACCAUGUAAUAUAUCUGGAAGUGAUUCUUCUGGUACUACACCAGAAAAGCAUCUUUCUUUAUUGGUGCAACAAGAUAAGUGUCAUUCAAGUCAUGAGAAAAUAAAAAAUCAAUUGGUUGCUGAUCGUGCUCAUACUGUUACUUCUGGAAAACAUGAAUUUUCUAGUUCUUUUGUGAUAGAAAACAUUUCAUGUAGCAGUUCCCAAGAUGUCUCUCAGUCUCAGAUAUCAGGCCCAGAUAACAAAUUGACUCUUACUCCUCUUAGUCAAAUUGGUUUUUGUGAUCCUGCAAGUAUUGGUUGUGGUCAACAACUAACUAUAAUGAGUGUUGAGGUUCAGGCAGCAUCUAGAGGUGAUCUCCGACCUGAUCCACAAUUUGAUGAAAUUAAUAUGAUAGCUCUUGUAGUUCAAGAGGAUUCAUGUCAGUCUUUAGCAGUUAGUGUUUUAAUACAUAGCGACAAUGAUGAACCACGAAGAAAUAAAUACAGAAGAGCUGAUUGGGAGAUCUGUAAUUUUAUUGAGGAAAAGCAACUCCUCCUCCAUUUUGCGAAGAUUAUUUCUUCUGUUGAUCCAGAUAUUCUAAUGGGAUGGGAGAUUCAAGGUGGAUCUCUUGGGUUUGUUGUUGAAAGAGGUGGAUACUUGGGUAUAAAUUUAAUCAACAUCAUUUCUAGGACACCUGAUUAUGAGUUCAGCCAUAGAAUUGGAGAUUCAGCUAAUCCUGAAUCAUUUAAUGAAUUUUCUGAAGCUUCAAUCACUAAUGGCCUUCAGAAUGGACGGGUUCAUUCUCUUGCCAAUGAGUUACAUGUUGUUGGGAGAAUUGUGCUUAAUUUAUGGAGGUUUAUGCGUUCUGAAGUUAAGCUAAACAUGUACUCUAUCGAAGCUGUCGCUGAAGAAGUUUUAAGAAGAAAGAUCCCGUCAAUUCCUUGCAAAGUACUGAAUCACUGGUUUUCAAGGGGUCCAGGAUGGUUAAGAUAUCAGUGUAUUGAGCAUAUCAUAAAGAUGACUAAGCUAAAUCUUGAGAUAAUAAAUCAACUAGACAUGAUAAACAGGACGUCUGAGCUUGCCCGUGUGUUUGGCAUCGACUUUUUCUCUGUCCUUUCUCGAGGUUCACAAUUUCGAGUUGAGUCUCUGCUUUUGAGGUUGGCUCAUACACAGAAUUAUCUUGCUAUUUCUCCUGGAAGCCAACAGGUGGCCUUGCAACCUGCAAUGGAAUGUUUACCCCUUGUAAUGGAGCCAGAAUCUAAUUUUUAUCAAGAUCCAGUUGUUAUUUUGGAUUUUCAGUCUCUUUAUCCUUCGAUGAUAAUUGCUUAUAACCUCUGCUAUUCUACCUGCUUGGGUAAAGUUCUUCCUUCAAAAACGAAUGUACUUGGUGUCAGCUCUUACUCAGCAGAUGCACUUUUCAAGAAUCUAAACGAACAACUCCUAGCUCCAAAUGGAGUCAUGUAUGUUCCAUCAAAGGUUCGUAAAGGUGUGCUUCCCCAACUCCUGGAAGAAAUAUUAUCAACUAGAAUAAUGGUAAAGCAGGCAAUAAAGAAAUUAAAGCCUUCUCAACGAGUUCUGGAAAGGAUAUUUAAUGCAAGGCAACUUGCUCUGAAGCUCAUAGCCAAUGUCACUUAUGGUUACACUGCAGCUGGAUAUAGUGGUCGCAUGCCUUGUGCAGAACUAGCUGACAGCAUUGUACAGUGUGGUCGCAGGACACUUGAGGAAGCAAUUUCAUUCGUAAAUGACCACUCUAAGUGGAAAGCCAGGGUCAUAUAUGGUGAUACAGAUAGCAUGUUUGUUCUAUUAAAGGGCCGUGAUUUGGAAGAAGCAUUUAGAAUAGGAAAUGAGAUAGCAUCUGCAGUAACUUCCAUGAACCCAUAUCCAGUGACUUUGAAAUUAGAAAAGGUUUAUCAACCGUGCUUUCUCCUGACAAAGAAGAGAUAUGUUGGUUAUAGUUAUGAGAGUCCUGAUCAGCAAAGUCCAAAGUUUGAUGCAAAGGGUAUAGAAACUGUACGUAGAGACACAUGCCAAGCUGUUGCAAAAACAUUGGAGAAGUCCAUAAGAUUGAUUUUUGAGCAACGAGAUAUGUUAAUAGUAAAGUCCUAUCUACAACGCCAAUGGACACGUAUCUUAUCUGGAAGGCUGUCUCUUCAGGACUUUAUUUUUGCAAAAGAGGUACACCUAGGAACUUAUAGUACCCAAAGAUCCUCCCUUCCACCAGCAGCAAUUGUUGCUCUAAAGGCAAUGGGCACAGACCCCCAAUCAGAACCACGCUACGGGGAGCGUGUACCAUAUGUUGUAGUUCAUGGAGAACCUGGAGCUCGUCUAAUUGACAUGGUUGUUGAUCCACAUCAACUUCUUGACCUCAAUUCUCCAUUCAAGCUGAAUGAACUGUAUUAUAUCAAGAAACAGAUCAUUCCUGCACUGCAAAGAGUGUUUGGGCUUCUUGGUGCUGAUUUGAACAAGUGGUUUCUUGAAAUGCCACGGCCCAUCACACCGUUAUCAGUUGUAUCCCAUCUUGGGUUCUCACAAGAUUCUGAUUAUAAUGUGCUAGGAAAUACUAGUAAAGGACAGGCGAAAGGUAGGAUAGACACCUAUUACUCCUCCAAACAUUGUAGUCUUUGUGGCAACUUGGUUCAGAGUUCCAGAUACCUGUGCGAGAAAUGCUUUGGGAAAAAGUCAUUUGUUGCAACAGCUGUAGUCCUUAAAACUUCAAAGUUGGAGAGAGAAAUUCAACAUUUAACUGCUAUAUGUAGGCAUUGCGGCGGUGGUGGUUGUAUGCCAGAGAGCACUGUGCAGUGCAAUUCGCUUGCUUGUUCUGUCUUCUAUGAGAGGAGGAAGGUUCAAAAAGCACUACGAACUAACUCUGUAAUUGCCGCGGACACAGGAUUCUAUCCAACUUGCGUGGCCGAAUGGUUCUAGCUUUAAUUUAUCUUGUACCUGUAUUGUAUUUUGUACAUUCUGUAACAGAUGAAAUAUAGAAGUAUAUUUUUGUAUCUUGGUGCAGUAUAUAUUUCAACGGAGGAACAAGGUGGGUAUUUCCACCAUUUUCAAUUAU
Zingiber officinale is the source of this 6467-nucleotide messenger RNA. Its product is annotated as DNA polymerase zeta catalytic subunit-like. NCBI's taxonomy places the organism in Eukaryota, Viridiplantae, Streptophyta, Magnoliopsida, Zingiberales, Zingiberaceae. Gene Ontology annotation, cellular component: zeta DNA polymerase complex; nucleus. Gene Ontology annotation, molecular function: DNA binding; DNA-directed DNA polymerase activity; nucleotide binding. The transcript has 23 exons. The record is from RefSeq and is a predicted model, not a curated record. The coding region runs from base 593 to 6331 and encodes 1912 amino acids. Gene Ontology annotation, biological process: error-prone translesion synthesis; double-strand break repair via homologous recombination.